Humulus lupulus (European hop) is the source of this 1209-nucleotide messenger RNA. RefSeq lists its product as uncharacterized. The record is from RefSeq and is a predicted model, not a curated record. Gene Ontology annotation, molecular function: catalytic activity. The transcript has a single exon. NCBI's taxonomy places the organism in Eukaryota, Viridiplantae, Streptophyta, Magnoliopsida, Rosales, Cannabaceae. The coding region runs from base 1 to 1209 and encodes 402 amino acids.
AUGGGUUCUUUAUACUCUAGUUUAUUUCAGAAUUGGUGUUUUAUGAAUAAUAAUCCAUGGCUGGAUAAAGGAAGAAUAGUAGUAGCAUGGCAGCCAAGUAUAUUUGAUCUGGAUAUCAGAAUCUGUUCUGCUCAAAUGAUUCAUGGUAUUGGUCAUUCUAAGCAAAGCAAGGAAAGGUUUAGUAUUACGAUUUUGUAUGGGUUUAAUGAAGACAGUAAAAGAAUGCAGCUGUGGGAAGAUUUAAAAGAAGUCUCAGCUCAAGUUCAGGGGCCGUGGCUAUUAGUUGGAGAUUUCAACGAUAUAUUGCUCUCAAAUGAAAGAUUUGGAAGGAGAAGUACCAAAGCCCCUACCCAAGAAUUUAGAGACUGUGUGGAUCAUUGUCAACUAGAAGAUUUAAAAUAUUCUGGGGCCUUCUUUACCUGGAAUAAUAAGCAACAGCCGGACUUCAAAGUUUUUUCUAAGAUUGACCGUGCCUUGGUCAAUUCGACAUGGGUUGAUUCUUUUCAUUUUUCUGAGGCGGUUUUCUUACCUGAAGGUACUUUUGAUCAUAGCCCCAUCUUAGUUUCCUUACACCAAGAUGUUGUUUGUGGGAAAAAACCUUUUAGGUACUUUAGUAUGUGGAAAGAUGCUGAGAAUUUUGAUGGAAAAAUAGCUCAAAGCUGGAAGGAAGGAAUUGUAGGAAUUGAUAUGUUCAAACUGACAGUGAAGUUAAAGAGACUGAAACAGGUACUUAAGAGUAUUAAUAAGGAGGGUUUUAAUGAUCUUCAAAAGAAAGCAAUGGCAGCUAAAGAAGCCUUAUUGGAGUUGCAGGGCAGACUCAAUAAUGAUCCUCUUAACAGUCAUCUUCUGCUCAAGGAACAAGCAACCAGGGAGAAGUAUACUACAAUUUCUAAAGCCUAUUCUCUUUUUUUAGCUCAAAAAGCUAAAACCUCUUGGGCUAAAAAUGGAGAUGAUAAUACAGCCAUAUUUCAUGCUUCUUUUAGGGCAAGGAGGACCCAAAAUCGUGUCUCUUCCAUAGAAGAUGAUCAGGGUAAUUGGUGCGAUACACCAGGAAGCGUCCAACAUGCAUUUCUGCAAUUUUUCCAGCAGCUGUUAGGCUCUAAAAUGCAUCAAAGAACUCAGGUGAACCAGAGCAUCAUUGAUCUUGGACCAAAGAUCACGGACAGGCACAUAAAUAUCCUUCAAGCAAAUUUACAGCUCAAGAAGUAA